This is a messenger RNA of Grus americana (Whooping crane), 1142 nucleotides long. It is a transcript of the gene ALKBH4, whose product is annotated as alkB homolog 4, lysine demethylase. Gene Ontology annotation, biological process: actomyosin structure organization; oxidative demethylation; protein demethylation. Gene Ontology annotation, cellular component: midbody; contractile ring. The transcript has 3 exons. Lineage: Eukaryota; Metazoa; Chordata; Aves; Gruiformes; Gruidae. Gene Ontology annotation, molecular function: actin binding; demethylase activity; oxidoreductase activity. Bases 166 to 1074 code for a protein of 302 amino acids. The record is from RefSeq and is a predicted model, not a curated record.
CCGGCGAGGAUGGAGGCGGCGGGCGGCGGCAAAGGGCCGGGCUGCGGCUGCAAGGGGAUCCGCUCCUGCCUGCUCUGCGAGGGGCCCGCACAGGCCGCUCCGCCCCCGCAGGAAUCCUGUAUGGACAGUUUUUGUGCUGCAGCAUCAAGGUUGCAGGGGUAAAUCAUGGAAAUACCUUAUCUUGGUAAGUUCCCCCCCCACUGCUUUUUUUCUUCUCCAUUGUUAUUUUCACAGGGAGAAGAUAAUUUCACUUACUGUCCUGCAACAGGCCUAGCUAAAGGAAACGAGGACUCGGAAUUUGCUGGCUGGGCAUUUCCAUUUCCAGGGGUGUUUCUGACAGAGGAGUUCAUUAGCGAAGAUGAAGAAUCUGAGAUAGUUGAACUGAUGGAUCAAGAUGACUGGAAACCAUCACAGUCUGGCCGAAAGAAACAGGACUAUGGACCCAAAGUGAACUUCAAGAAACAAAGGAUGAAAGCUGGCAGCUUUACUGGUUUGCCAAGUUUUAGUAAAAAGAUUGUGGCACAAAUGAAGGCCUGCUCUGUAUUGGGCAGUUUCUUACCUGUUGAACAAUGUAAUCUGGACUACAUGCCAGAAAGAGGUUCUGCCAUCGACCCGCAUUUUGAUGACUGGUGGCUUUGGGGAGAGCGCCUGGUUAGCUUAAACUUGCUCUCAAAAACUGUGCUAUCCAUGUCUUGUGAUUCAGAGGACAGGAUCCAAUUAUUUCCCACUUUCAGUAGAGAAAACGGGGAAUUAAGUCUCCCUGGAUCUUUUACAGAGACGACAACGUGCAAAAAUUCAGGUGAAGAGGGAAUCAACUGCAUUUUAUCCCCAAGGCUUGUUCCAAGUAAAGAGGUGACUGUUGCCAUUCACUUACCUCGAAGGUCUCUGGUGGUGCUGUACGGUGACGCACGGUACAAGUGGAAACACGCAAUUUACCGCAAGCAUAUAGAGCAUCGCCGAAUCUGUGUCACGUUCAGGGAGCUGUCUGCAGAGUUCAGCGCCGGAGGAAGGCAUGAGGAACUGGGUAAAGAACUGCUAGAAAUAGCUCUUUCAUUUCAAGGAAGACCAGUGUGAUCAGCAAGAGGAAGCCAGAAUUGCAAUUUGUUAGGAAAUUUGAAAAAUAAAGUACGGAAUUUGUACAA